AUGCAUCAGCCGGUGCUUGCCAAGGGGCUUGGAACGCGGCCCUAACAACUAACAAGUCAGGCGAAGACACGAUCGGAGCGUGACCAAAUGACUCUUUCCUGUAAUAGCAGCCCCGUGCUCUUAGCCAGUGCGUCCCAAGAGUAUAGAAAUAGUUAGUAUACUACCUCAGGCUUCAAGCAACGCGCCAGCUGCUCGGGGCGCCCGAACUGAACUAGGGGUAGCGUUCUGGGCCCACAGGCGCUAAUUAGUUAAGCAAUUGGUUGAGGCUCUUGCAAGGAACAUCUGUAACAGAAUUCUAGUCGCAACUACAGAAGUUCAGGACUUUGAGCAGAGAGCAGCAGAGCGAAGCAUAGAUGGGCCAGGGGCCCUCGUCGCCUCGUCGCCAGUACGAGGAGACGGGACGCCUUGGCGAGCUGACGUCGGGUAAUAUGCAAGCAGCGCUGGUAGCUGAGAGUGUCCGAGCAACGUCUGUGGCAUCGAGCGCUGCUAGCGUGGGACCCAGCAGCCUCGCAACGUCAACGCGACCGACGUCCCUCGCUCUGGAGGUGACCACCGCGUCCUCAACGACGGUCCAGGUCGCUCCUCUUGCUCCAGCUUCGGCAGCUGUGCCUGCUGCGACCGCGCCCCCCGCCGCUCCGCAGCCCGCGGGUGCACCCCCUCAGCCGCAAAACGCUCCUCCGGCUCAACAGCCGUUGCAGCGGGGCACCUCGCACAAGUCAACUGCGCUCAUUCCGGGAUGGUCGCGUGCAUGGUCGUCGCAAGCUCUGCAGCUGGAAUGCCAAAAGGCGCACCAGCCGCAGCGGACCAGUAAUGCACGCGAUACUUACGCAGUAUUGGAGCUGGAGGUGAUGAAGUAUGUUGCAUACUGCGGAGGAAUUACCGUCAAGUUUCGCAUCGACGACCUGCACUACGGCCCCGUGGACAGUAUAAUUUGGGGCCUGGCGUCUACACGGGCGUGCCCUGCGCUCCAGGCACCUGCACAACCAGCCAGCACCCCGCAGCCGGCCACUACCAGCACGCCUCCUACCUCCACUGACGCAGCAGCUACUGCCGGCGAGCCGGCGGGGUCGGGCGCCUCCUCCGUAGCAGCGGGUUCACCCAGCAGCGCCACUGGCUCGCCGUCCUCAGCGGCCUCCAACGUUUCGGCCGGCGGAGCGAGCGGCCAUCAGGCGGCACAGGUCGCGGCUGGCGGAGGCGGGGGUGGUGCAGCGCCGGCCUCCAGUGCAGCGGGUGCACCCAACACCCCUCCCGGCGCGGCCGCUCGUGGCGCCGACUCCCGGCCCAAAGUGCCGCGGUCGCAGGGUGUCUCCGUCAUCCAGGGCUCUGCUGGCGCGGGGGCCAAGCCGCCCGCUGCUGCCGGCGUGCCGGUGGACAGCGUGUCGCGCAAGCCGCUGUACAUGAUCAGCUCCACCAGCACCAGCCGGCCCGUGGAGGCGGGCGACGUGCUCAGCCUGGAGCUGGCGCCGCGCGAGGACAAGCAGCCGGUCAUCAUGUCCACGCUGAAGCUGAACGGCGUGGUGCUGCUGCAGUCGUCGCUGCCGUGCAGCAUUAUCUCGGCGCUGCAGAUGUACCCGUUUGUGACGGUGCUGCCGGGCAUGUCGGUGUCGCUGCAAGAGGCCACCACGCCCAGCCCGCUGUACACCUGGUUCAGCCCCACACCCAACGGCGCGCCGGAGACGCAGCUGUGCGAGCUUGACACCUGCGUCAAGUACCACACCUCCGCCACCACGCCCGUCAACCUCAGCCCGCAGGGCACCGGCGCGGCGGUGGACUUCCACGGCUCCACCGUGUUCACCACCGGCCGCCACCGGUGGACGGUGCAACUGGACAACUACGGGCCGCAUCCCACCCACAUCUAUGUGGGCAUUGUGACGUCCUCCAUGGACACGCCCGCCUCCAACGGCAGCAACAUCCUAGCCAACUUCGCGGGGCCGCUGCGGUCGCUGACCAGCUCCAGCAGUGCAGCGUCAGCGGGCGCGGGGCCUUCCAGUGCUGGGCCCGGCGGCGUGCGGCCGGCGACGGGCGCGGGCGAUGCGGCGGGGGAUGCUGGGCCGUCGACGGCUGUGGCGGGCGUGGACGCGGCGCCGUCGGUGCCGCGGCCGCAGGGCAAAUGGGGCGCCUGGAUGCGGCUGCAAGGAACGAACGCGGCCAACAACGCAAACCCAUCGCCGCUGAACGCGCCGCCGCCGCCGCGUGACGGGCUUGCGCACUUUGCGGAGUCUAGCUCAGCACACUGCUUCAUCACGGUGGACCUGGACCUGAACGCGGGCUACGUGCGGUUCUUCCGCAACGGCCACCUCAUCGUGUCGGCCUUCACGGGCGUGUCGGCGCCGGUCUCUCCAGCCAUCGCCUUCGUGCAGGCGCCGGGCCUGCACUGCCAGGCGGGCUUGGUGAAUCUGACAAAGCUGCGGCAGCUGGACCUGCGCUGGAACAGCGAGAACUGCUCCGGCGACCUGCGCCUCAACGGUCACAGUGUGUCAAAGGUGUCGGAGGUCUAUGGCGACUACUCCACGGUGCUGGCCAACCAGGGAUUCAUCUCCGGUGUGCACCUGUGGCUCAUCAAGGUGAACAACCUGUCGGAGCCGGACUCCAUCUUCAUCGGCGUCUGCCGCGGCUGCAUGCCGUUAGACCAGGACCCCCAGGACCUGCGGGACCGGACAUACUACCUUUCUAACGGCGUGAUUCGUGUGGGCGGCCGCCGCGUGGCGACCAACGUGGCCAACUUCCAAAAGGGCGACACCGUGGGCUGCGUGCUUGACGCGGACCAGGGCGAGAUCAUCUUCUUCCGCAACGGCGUGGAGCAGGGCCGCGCGCGCGGCAUCCGCGGCCGCCUGUACCCGUUCGUGUCGUGUGACAGCGAGGGCGAUCAGAUCACGCUGCUGGGCAGCUACAGCCUGCUGCUCAACCGCAUCCCGCGCCACCUUGCCGACAUGGAGUGGGACACGCAGCACCGCGGCCCCGACAUCGAGCUGUCCUCCAACUGCCUAACCGCCACCAAGUCCACGUCCAAUGGCCCCUCCACGGUGCGGGGCACCAUCCAGUACAGCGGCACGGGCACGCACGAGUUCCACGUCAUCUUGGACACGCUGGGCCCCGACGGCGUGUGGGUGGGCGUGGCGCCGCCGUCCAUGGACCCCGCGCGCUGUGUGGGCGACACCAGCUGCGGCUGGGCGCUGCACUCGGACGGCGACAAGCGGUACGACGGGCGUGAACAGGAGUUCACGCAGCCGUUCAAGAAUGGCGACGUGCUCACUGUGUCGGUGAACCUGGCGGUGGGCUCCAUCCGCUUCGCGCGCAACGGCACGCCGCUGGGCGCAGCGUUCGAGGGCGUGCGGGGGCCGCUGGUGGCGGCAGUGACCAUGGGCAGCGAGGAGAGCAAGGUCACCAUCCAAAACAGGCCCACCGUGCUCAACACGGGCGAGUACACGGGCGAGCUGAGGUGGGACGAGGCGCGCGCUGGCAAGGACCUGAACGUGAUUGACGGCCUGACGGUGACCAAGAUGUCCAAUGAGGGCGGCGACUACGCCACGGUACUGGGCACGCUGUGCCUGGCCUCGGGGCAGCACAGCUGGAACGUGUACAUCAACCACGUGGAGGACAGCAAUCUGUUCAUUGGCGUCAGUGUGGGCGGCCACGACCUCAACGCCGACCCGCAGGAGAUGAAGCACCGCACCUACUACCUGUCCAACGGCACCAUCCGCGUGGCGGGCAAGCUCAUCACGCGCUGCGCCGAGCCCUACGCGGAGGGCGACCUCAUUAGCGUGCAGCUAGACAUGGACCAGCGCCACAUCUCGUUCCUCAAGAACAACAUGCUGCAGGGCGCGGGCGAAGGGCUGCCGGCAGAUGAAGUGUGGCCGUACGUGUCGCUGGACAACAUCAUGGACUCCAUCACGCUGCACUCCAGCUCCAUGUUCGUGGACCUGGCGCACAGCCUGCGCUGGAACCCGCAGAAGGCCUCCAAGCACGCGCUGCUCAGCGCCGACGGCCAGUCCUGCACGCUGCGCCCCGUCAUCAGCCCCGCCACGGGCGCGGUGGAGGAGACCAGCGGCCAGGCGACGGUGAUGGGGCUGCGCGAGUACUGCAAGACGGAGGUGCACAGCUGGAUUGUGCGGCUGGAGCAGCAGCUGCCCUGCCAGCAGCCCGCUAACUUCCUGGUGGGCGUGGCGCCGCCCACCAUGGAGCUGAACCGCUCGCUGGGCGAGGAGCACUGCGGCAUCGGGCUGGACUACUUCGGCUACUUCUACGUCAACGGCCGCUACUUCCACGUCACCAACCUGUCCAACUGGUCCAUGGUGGCCAAGCCCGUCAGGGGCUCCACGGCCAAGCAUAAGGGCAAGGCCGCGCCCAUCUUCACGUUUGUGGACGGCAAGUGCGAGGUGACGCUGACGCUGGACCUGAAGGAGGGCACGCUCAAGUUCUCCCACGCCGGCCGUGCCAUCGGCACCAUCGCGGGCGUGAAGGGCCCACUGCACGCAGCCGUCACCAUCACCAGCUCCCGGCAAUCGGCGUCGCUGGCGCCCGGCCCCAUCGGCAAGUCGGAGCACACAAACGAGGAGCUGGUCAACAUCCUCAAGGCCAAGGGCUGCAUCAUCCCGCCCCGCCUGGAGGCCGCCAUGCUGGUCAUCCCGCGCGACCUGUUCGUGCCCAAGGACCGGCACCGGGAGGCCUUCAGGGACCAGAAGGUCACUGUGCGCAUGUCGGACGGCUCCACCAUGACGCUGCCGCCGCCCAGCUUCGUGGCCAUGGCGCUGGAGAAGCUGGCGCUGGGCGCGGGGUCGGGGCCGGCGGGCAGCGGCAUCAAGGGCGCCGCGUCGUUCCUGGACGUGGGCUGCGGCACCGGCUACGUGACUGCGCUGGCGGCGUGCCUGGUUGGCGACAAGGGCCUCGUGCACGGCAUUGAGUGCGUGUCCUCGCGCCUGGAGGCCGCGCGCAGCAACAUGAAGCAGCUGCGCGACCGGCUGUCCGUGCUAGACCGCACGCCCGGUUCCAGCAUCGCCGUCACCACGCUGGCCACCAGCCCAUCCAAGUGCGUUUCGUCCAUUGAGCUCAGCCUCAGCAACGUGCUCAUUCCCGAGUGCACGGACGGCACCACCUAUGACGCCAUCUACUGUGACGCCAGCCUGAGCGAGGAGGACCUGCCUACCUUCCUGUCGCUGCUCAAGCCCAACGGCCGCAUGGUGGUGGUGAUCGAGGAGGAGGCGCUGCUGGUGACGCGCUCCUCCAACCUGCACGACUUCGAGCGGGAGGUCGUCACGCACGUGACCGGCGACUUUGGCGAGCUGGAGGACCCCACGCCCUGGGAGGUGCAGGAGGCCAUCAGCCGCAUCAAGGAGCGCGAGCGGCGGCGCGGCAUCGAGGCGGCGCGCGCCGAGAUAGCAGCCAUCCGCUCCUUUGAGGCAGCGGAGAUGCAGCAGCGGGUCAGCGCCGCCAUGCAGCGCAUCGGCGAGCUGGAGGGCGUGGUGGCGCGCAACAACCUGAUGGCGCAGGCCGCCACGGCACCUGGUGGCGGCGCCGCCAAUGGCGCGGCGGCGUCGAGCGCCGGCGUGCCGCUGGACCUGCUGGUGGGCGCGGGGAACCUGACGGUCACGGCGCCAAUGCCGUCGCUUGCAGCUGCCAACUCGGCGCUGCGCUCGCCAGUGAUGGUGAGCUCGCCGGCACGGCCGCAUGCGGCUGCGCAGCACCCGCCGCGCUCGCCCAUGGGCCCCGCCGGCGCGGCAGCGCUGCGGCUGUCGGGCGUGGACGACGUGCGCAUGAUGAUGAAGGACAAGAGCCGCCGCGCCGCGGCUGGCAUUGCUGCCGCCGCAGGCGGGCACAAACCCUCGCCGCGUGGCGGGCGGCGCGACUACAACGCCGGCGCCGCAGGCACCUCGGACAGCGCCUGGGACGAGCGCGAGCAGCGCGUGGGCGGCUUGCAUACACGUAGCGGGCGCAACAAGUCGGGCGCGGGUAACGCCGCCUCGGGCGGCGGCCACGCGCACUACGGCGCGGACGACGAGCAUGACCAGGCCACGGACGACUACGCGGACGGCGAGGACGACGUGGACGCCGCCGGGCUGCCGUUCGGGAUGGACGUGGGUCUGCACGUGUCCAUGCCGCAGACCACGUUUGACGACCUGCUGGACUCGGUGUCCACCGUACAGUCGUUCACGGUGGAGCAGGUGGAGGCGAUGAUGGUGGGCGGCAGUGCGCCGGUGACGGUGGAGGGGCGCGAGGUGUUCAUGGGCACCUUCAAGGGCGUCAAGGUGCGCGUGUGGAAGGUGCCCAUCAGCCACUCCGUCUCCUACCUGGAGCUGCGCCGCGCCUACAGCCGCUACUGCAUCUCGCACCCCAACAUCACCGCCGUGCUGGGCGUCUGCAUCCAGCAAGCCACGCUGCCAAUCGCCUGGGCCGAGGACGAUGCGCCCGCAUCCCCCGCCAUCUCGGCGCCAGCAUCUGCGCCCACCUCCCGCGCGGCCACGCCGCAGCGGCCUAGCCACGCGCCGGGCACGGCACCGCGGAGCCCAUUCAAGCCGCCCUCGCUGCCGCUGCUUGACGAGAUGGGCAGCAUGGGUGCGCACAGCGACCGGCACACGCCCCUGCUGCACCAGCAGCACCAGGUGCUGUGGGUGGUGGAGGAGGCGUUCGGUGAGGAGUCGCUGCACACACGCCUGGAGCGCGGCCUGAUCAGCUGGCAGCAGGUGGUGCGCGUGGGCUCCGACAUCUGCAAGGCGCUGGCGUUCCUGCAGGACCUGCGCCCCACCGGCGGCGCCGCCGGCACGGACUUGCAGACGCCAGCUGGCGACGCGGGGCCGUCCUCGCAGGGCAUGUUCGAGGGCGCCGCUCAGCAGCAGCCCGGCGUGCUGCUGCUGUCGCCGCACGCGCUGCGCUCGCUGGUGUCGCCCGCCAACGUGCAGGUGGACGCGCAGCAGUGCAAGCUCAGCAUGCUGCCGGUGCUGCUCAAUCAACUAGAAGCGGCGCUGGGGCCGCUGGGCGACGGCGGCGGCAGCCUGCUGACCGGCAUGGGCACCUGUUACACGCCCGCCGCGUCAGCCAUGCCGCCGCCUUCCACCACCGGCGCCGCGGGCGGCGGCGGUCCCAUCCCGCCCACGCCGCUCCACUGCGACAUGGCCUACACCGACCCUGCGGCGCUCUUCACAGUGCCCGACUCGACCAGCCCCACCAGCUUCUACGCCUUCGGCGUGGUGCUGCUGCAGCUGCUGACGGAACAGGGUCCGCUGGGGCUGCUGUCGGCGGUGCGCGAGGCGCGCGCGUCCGGCACGCUCAGCAACCUGGUGCCGCGGCUGCCGGCCACGGCGGACAUGGCGGCGUGGGCCGAGACCUUCUCAGCGCUGGCGCUGCGCUGCGCCGUGCCCGGCGGCGUUACGUCGCUGGAGAGCGAGGUGCUGCCGGCGCUGGAGGAGCUGGGGGCGCGGCUUGUGACCCUGGGCUCGGCGGCCACGCUGAGCUGGGAGCAGGUGGAGGAAAUGCUGAUGUUGCCACUGCAGCCGCGGCCCAUGGCGGGGCCGGGGCAGGCGGGCGGCGGCGGCAGUGGGCUGAUGGACGCGGUGCAUCGGCGCUGGGUGCGGCAAGACUUCCGCAUGCGGCGCAAGAUGUUCCUGCAGGAGGUGGCCAAGCUGGCUGCGGACGGGCCAGUCCACAAGCUGGAGAUCCGGCGCAACCGCUGCUUCAAGGACAGCGUGGCCAUCUUUGCGGGCAAGGGCCACGCGGUGUGGCGGCAGCCGCUCAAGGUGACCUUCAUCGGCGAGGCGGGCAUGGACAGCGGCGGCGUGACGCGCGAGUGGUUCUCCACGCUCUCCUCCGCCAUCUCGCGCGGCUCGCCCGAGCUCUUCUACACCGCCGGGCCGCAGCGCAACCAGCUGUACGUCACGCCCACUUCCUCCUCCCCCGCGCACCUCAAGAAGUUCGCCUUCGUGGGGCUGUUCAUGGCCAAAGCCAUCGUGGAGAGCGCGGCGCGCGGCAAGGAGCUGGGCCCCAUCACGCUCAACCUGCCGCUGUGCGAGCCGUUCUGGAAGCUGCUGCUGGGCAACCCGCUCAGCCUUGUCGACCUGCAGCAGCUGGACCCCACCGAGUUCCGCUCGCUCAUGUCCAUCCUGUCGAUGGACAUCGACGGUCUCAUCUUCGAGAACUUUGUGUGGGCGUUCCAGCACCCCAGUGCCAGCAGCGCCGCCGCGGCCGCGGGCAACAUGUUCGCGAGCGCAGUGCCAGCCGUCUCCACGGCAGCCGGCGGCGCGGCGGACAAUGAGGUGUCGACGCCCACAAACGCGGGCGCGGCGGUGUCGGCGAUGGCCGCCGCCUCGCCCUUCGCCUGCUGUGACAACGACGAUGUCUGCGCCAACGCCAUUCCGCUCAAACCCGGCGGCAAGCACAUCAAGGUGACGAACUCAACCAAGCGCGAGUAUGUGCUGCUCAAGGCGCACAAAAUGCUGGUGGGCGCGGUGGAGUCGCAGAUGAGCGCGCUCAUUGACGCCUUCCACUCGCUCAUCCCGCGCGACCUGCUGGACAAGUACGCGUUCAGCAGCAUGGAGAUGCAGCUGCUGGUGUGCGGCGAGCAGCGCAUUGACAUCCAGGACCUCAAGCGGCACUGCAAGUACGAGGACGGCUACACGGGCAGGGAGGACAUUAUCGCGUGGUUCUGGGACGUGGCCGAGUCCUUAGACGACGUGCAGCGCCGCCAGCUGCUGCAGUUUUGGUCCGGCAGCGACGGCAUGCCCGCCGAGGGCUUCGGCUCCAUGGACCCCGCGUUCCACAUGGUGGCGGUGGAGCGCAUGUACGACGCCAACGACACCACCGCACGCCUGCCCGCCGCGCACACGUGCUUCCGCCAGCUGGACCUGCCGCGUUACGUGUCUAGGGACGAGCUGCGCGAGAAGAUCCUGUGCGCCAUCACCAUCGGCCAGGGCUACAUGGCGUUGUCCUAGCGGGGCGCUGCCUGGAACAAAAAUUAGACAUAUUUGGACGGGUGCUGAGCCGGCUGCAGCUGGUGCGGCCUGCCAGUGUGCAUCAUAGAAGCUGGGGCAGUCGAGGGCUGGAGGUAGUGUGGCGCCUUACAUUUGAUGUGCGGGUUUAAGGCGCAGCAGCACGGAUGUUGGCGUGCAUGCUCGGAUUCCACCUCCCUAGUCGGAUUUGUGUAUUGUGUAUGUGUAUUGUGUAUGAGACCGGAUGGGCAACUGAUAACAUUUAUCGGAUAUUGGACUGCUUGCCGCUUACCAAAGCCAUACCUGCACAACGCGACCGUCACAACGGCUCCCUCUGUAAUGUUACUUUUGACAGUCGUAUUGUUCGGCGGUGGCGCGGUGCCUGUAGCGCCGCAGCACGGUAACAAGCGUGCCUGUGUACCAGGGCCCAGGGGC
Chlamydomonas reinhardtii is the source of this 9350-nucleotide messenger RNA. RefSeq lists its product as uncharacterized. NCBI's taxonomy places the organism in Eukaryota, Viridiplantae, Chlorophyta, Chlorophyceae, Chlamydomonadales, Chlamydomonadaceae. The record is from RefSeq and is a predicted model, not a curated record. The coding region runs from base 354 to 8918 and encodes 2854 amino acids. The transcript has 21 exons. Gene Ontology annotation, biological process: positive regulation of protein catabolic process; proteasome-mediated ubiquitin-dependent protein catabolic process; protein polyubiquitination. Gene Ontology annotation, molecular function: ubiquitin-protein transferase activity; protein binding.